Molecule: messenger RNA, 1805 nt
Organism: Salpingoeca rosetta
Lineage: Eukaryota; Choanoflagellata; Craspedida; Salpingoecidae
Product: glutamic-oxaloacetic transaminase 1
Exons: 7
Coding region: 243-1565 (440 amino acids)
Biological process (GO): L-aspartate catabolic process; biosynthetic process
Cellular component (GO): mitochondrion
Molecular function (GO): pyridoxal phosphate binding; L-aspartate:2-oxoglutarate transaminase activity
Source: RefSeq, a predicted model, not a curated record
CAGAAACACCCAGCAACUGCUGGCAACUGCAUGAAGCGCAGCGAAGGCAAUCGAAAAAAACGGAAUUGUGUGCUGUUUGCUUGACGCAAGCAAGCAAGCAAGGCAACGGCAAGAAGCAAGACAACGACCAGCCAGCCACUGACACUAACCAACCUCACAUCACACAUACCAACCUCACCUCACAUCACCAACCAACCUCAACCUCACCCACAACAGACCUCAAGAAGUGAAGGAAGCAAGAGAUGAGCGCUGUUGCUGCUGUGCUUGCCGGUGGCCGUAUCGCCGCCGCCAGUGCCAGUGCCAAGGCCUGUGCUGCCACCACGGCUGUUGCCGCGUCGCGCAUGUCGCUGUGGGCGCACGUCCAGCAAGGCCCGCCCGAUCCGAUUCUGGGGCUCACAGAGGCCUACAACAAGGACACGUUCCCCAACAAGGUGAACCUCGGCGUUGGCGCGUAUCGCGACGACGAGGGCAAGCCACACGUCUUGCAGUGCGUGACAGAGGCCGAGAAGCGCCUGCUGGACGCACACCUCAACAAGGAGUACGCCAGCAUCCAAGGCCCAAAGGACUUUCGGGACGCCUCCGCAAAGCUCGCACUUGCCGACGCAGACAACGCUCUGGCAGAAGGCCGUGUCACCACCGUCCAGUCCAUCUCCGGCACCGGCGGUCUCCGCGUCGCAGGCAUCUUCCUGGCGCAAUUCUACAACUUCCCAAACAAGGACCGCGCCAUCUACCUUCCCACCCCCACAUGGAGCAACCACCUCCCCAUCUUCCGUGCGUGUGGCAUUGAGCCAAGGACAUACUCGUACUACGACAAGAACACGUGUGGGCUGGACUUCAAGGGCAUGAUGCAAGACCUCGACAAACUGGAAAACGGCUCCGUCGUCCUCUUGCACGCUUGCGCACAGAACCCAACCGGUGUGGACCCAACACCAGAGCAGUGGCACGAGAUUGCCACCCUCAUCAAGCAGAAGAACCACCUCCCCGUCUUCGACAUGGCAUACCAGGGAUUUGCAUCUGGGGACUACGACAAGGAUGCAUAUGCCGUGCGCCAUUUCUGCGAGCAAGGCAUGCUCCCCUUUGUCAUCCAGUCAUACUCCAAGAACAUGGGCCUCUACGGCGAGCGCGUGGGUGCGCUGAAUGUGGUGACCACGGAUCCUCAACAAGCCAGCGCCAUCGAGUCGCAGCUCAAGAUUAUGAUCAGGGCGCUGUACUCCAACCCGCCCAUCCACGGCGCCCGCAUCGUCGCCACCGUCCUCAACGACAACGACCUCCACGCCCUCCUGCUGAAGGAGACGCACGCGAUGGCUGAUCGCAUCACAUCGAUGCGCACGCGUCUUGUUGAGGAGCUGGCCAAGGCGGGCUCCAAGCUGGACUGGAGCCACAUCCAGCGCCAGAUUGGCAUGUUCUGCUUCUCCGGGCUCACGGAGCAGGAGGUGCAAGAGCUCAUCUCCACGUACCACAUCUACCUGACGAAGAACGGCCGCAUCUCCAUGGCGGGCGUGUCGUCCGGCAACGUCGAAUACCUCGCACACGCCAUGCACGCCGUCACCGCGCACAGGGAGUGAAUGAAGCCCGAGAUGGCUGCUCGGCUGCGUGUGUCCCGCAUGUCCCAUAUGAGUGCGUGUGUGCACCUGGGUGAAUGUGCGUUGGGAAUGCGUGUGCAUGGGAAUGCGAGUGACUGACUUUGAACUGUCAUGGCGCAUCUUGUCGCGCCACAUGGCGUCAACCAUUGCUUUUGUCGAUGUGGGGCAUAUGUAUGUGCUGUAUGGACUGUGUUGUUUUGAAAUACACGACUCGAACCGUUA